Molecule: messenger RNA, 1941 nt
Organism: Python bivittatus (Burmese python)
Lineage: Eukaryota; Metazoa; Chordata; Lepidosauria; Squamata; Pythonidae
Gene: PRELID3B
Product: PRELI domain containing 3B
Cellular component (GO): mitochondrial intermembrane space
Source: RefSeq, a predicted model, not a curated record
UCUCCACCUCGCCCGGCUUCUUCGACGCCGCCCGCUCACCUCGAGUUCCUUGUCGGUCGCGGCGGGCGGGCGAAGGAAGCGUCUCCGAAGGUGGUUGCGAGGAACAGCCGCCGCCCUCACGAUGAAGAUCUGGACCUCGGAGCACACCUUCGACCACCCCUGGAAGACUGUUACUACAGCUGCUAUGCAGAAAUACCCAAAUCCCAUGAAUCCCAGUGUAGUUGGAGUUGAUGUUCUGGAUCGGCAUGUAGAUACUAAUGGAAAAUUACAUAGCCACCGGCUGCUUAGUACAGAAUGGGGAAUGCCAUCUAUUGUAAAAUCACUUAUUGGUGCUUGUAGAAUGAGAACCUAUGUACAAGAGCACUCUGUAGUUGACCCAGUUGAGAAAGUAAUGGAGCUCAAAUCUACUAAUAUUUCAUUUACAAAUCUGGUGUCAGUAGAUGAGCGACUGAUUUAUAAGCCACAUCCUCAAGAGCCAGAAAAAACUAUUUUGACUCAAGAAGCCACAAUUUGUGUAAAAGGAGUUAGUCUCAGCAGUUACUUAGAAGGACUAAUGGAAAAUACAAUUUCUUCUAAUGCUAAAAAAGGACGUGAAGCAUUGGAAUGGGUAAUCAGCAAACUUAAUGCUGAAAUAGAAGAAUUCACUUCUUCAGCAAGAGGAAAUAUAAGAUCUCCUAUGGCAGCAGCAGCCUUUAUGGAAGAAUAGUAUAGAAGCGGUACAUGGGUUGUUAGGCCUGAUAAUUUGAAAGGAACACUUUCACACUUCCUCAAAGCUGGAAAUAUUUAUUCUUCUACCUAUUUAAAAAUGGAUCUGUAGUUUAGAUUUUUAAAUUAAAAUUUUGGAGAGAACUUGCCUAAAUCUGUACAUGAAGGUAACAUACAUGACUUUCUGUUGGAUUGUACAUUCCUUUAAGCCGGAAUGCAGGCAUUCAAGACAGCUGAUGUGUUUGCAGGAGUAUAUUCUGGGCACAGGAUUUUGAGCAGUUUGUUAUAGGGUUUGGCUUCGAAGAACAAACAUUAUUACUUGAAAUAUGAUCCAUUCUAAAACACUUUUUAUAGGCUGCUUUCAUGAGAGUUACAAUUUGCUAACAUGAAAAGUUUGAUAUUUAACAUCUAUGUUUACAGAAGCUCCAUAAUUUUAAAAGCUUUGUGGUAUUCAAAUUCUGAAUUUGGCAGAAAUUGCAUGCUCUAUAAUUGGAUGUGGACUAAAGGUGGCUUAGCUCAAAAUUUUAUAAUUUCAGUUUUUCAGAGUCUCUUCUUGGUAGAGAUAGUUUAAUUGUUGAAAAAUGCAACUUGUUGAACAUAUUCAUUUUGAUCUUACAUUUUCUUGGAAUCAGAAUUUGUGUGAUAGCUACAUUCAUAGGUAGAAAUCACUCCUCCGUUUUAAAUGAAAUGCAUAAUCAUGAUUUAUAUAUUCCAGACAACUAAAGUCUCUUAAAUUGUACUUUGUUGUUUUUAACUCUUUAAGGAACAAAACAAAAUCAGGGACUACAUAUAUAUCCAUAUUCCCCCACCUUCUAUCCACAAAAGUCUAGGUGCCUCAGAACAAGUAUCCCUGAAUUCCAUAGGUAAAACAAUAGAUACCUUCCAACAUCAGAAUAGUCCUCUUUCUUCACAGGGGAGAAUAUAUAUAUUCAAAAACUGGAAAAUCCAAAGGCUUUUAUGUCUGUGAUAUAGGUACAAUGUAAAACUUCUUAGGUAUCUUUGACAUGCAGGACAAUAAUAGAACUGUGGUAACUGUCACAACUGACUUAAGAGCUAAUGACUUGUAGGCAUAUCUUAAUUUCUAAAUUCUAAUUCCCUUAAUACUCUCAUCUGUGGUGUUUAGCAUGGAAUAUUUUGUUCUUAAGAAUGUCUGUAAAUAAUACCGACCUAGAGCUAGUUUUAAAAGUUAACAUUUCAGUAGAAAGUAUUGAUUCUUGUGAGGUGUGAUUGCAAACA